AUGACCAUUCCUCCUCUUGAAAGUAUAUGUUAUACAUGUGGAUACAAGGUACGAGAAGAAAAAUGUAUGGAUACUUUUAUACCCCGAGACGGUCGGGAAUCUUCAGCCUGUAAUCUCAGUAGACAAUCUAAAUACGAUCUAUGCAGAAAAUACCGUGAUGGUUGGACAGUAAUGUGUAACAGAAAUGGGAACUUUUUAAUGUGUGGAGAAAAAUGUUACACCGGGCAUGCUACAUCAACCAAAUACAGCCUUUUUCUUGUCUCAACAGUUGCCUUCGUCCACUUAACAAACUUGGCCGCUCGCCUUUUCUCUUGA
Lottia gigantea (owl limpet) is the source of this 315-nucleotide messenger RNA. RefSeq lists its product as hypothetical. NCBI's taxonomy places the organism in Eukaryota, Metazoa, Mollusca, Gastropoda, Lottiidae. Bases 1 to 315 code for a protein of 104 amino acids. The record is from RefSeq and is a predicted model, not a curated record. The transcript has 3 exons.